AUGGAAGGAGAAUCCUUUGGUUUGAUCGUUGGGAUCUCACUUGGUUUGGUGAUCGGUGUGCUGUUAGCUAUGGCAGCAUUCUUAUGCUUUAGGUACCAUAGACAGAAACCUCAGAUUCUCAACAGUGUUUCAAGCAGAAGUGCUACGCUUCCCAUCAGAGAGAAUGGACCUGAUGCUUGCAACAUCAUGUCGGAUUCGACUCUUGGUCCAGACUCACCUAUGAAAUCAUCAAGCAACGGGAGGUCUGUUUGGCUUGCUGGGUUUAGCAAGAGGAGCAAUGUGAUCUCUGCUUCUGGCAUUUUGGAAUAUUCUUACAGGGAUUUGCAGAAAGCAACAUGCAAUUUCACGAAUUUGAUAGGCCAAGGAGCAUUUGGACCUGUCUACAAAGCUCAAAUGUCCACCGGUGAGACUGUUGCUGUCAAAGUUCUUGCCACUGAUUCUAAACAGGGCCAAAAAGAGUUCCACACAGAGGUUAUGUUAUUGGGGAGGUUACAUCACCGUAACCUAGUGAACUUGGUCGGCUAUUGCGCAGAGAAAGGACAACACAUGCUUAUAUAUGUCUACAUGAGUAAGGGAAGCUUAGCUUCUCACUUGUACAGUAAGCAACAACUUUAUUCAUCAUAA
Molecule: messenger RNA, 624 nt
Organism: Brassica napus (rape)
Lineage: Eukaryota; Viridiplantae; Streptophyta; Magnoliopsida; Brassicales; Brassicaceae
Product: calcium/calmodulin-regulated receptor-like kinase 1
Exons: 3
Coding region: 1-624 (207 amino acids)
Biological process (GO): protein phosphorylation
Molecular function (GO): protein kinase activity; ATP binding
Source: RefSeq, a predicted model, not a curated record